CUUUGCUUCUGUGCUUGUCUUGGUUGUCUCAGAUUUCUUGAACGCGCGCAAAAACCGAGGCAAAAUGGCUGGCGAGGACGACGGCGCGGCUGGCCAACCGGGCGACCCGGCGUCUGCAGCGGGCUUCAAGUACCUGACUGCGCACCAGCUGCAGGCGCUGCGGCGGUCGUCUGGGCGCGAGAAUGCACGCAGCGUUGCCGAUCUCACCGAGGAGGGCGAGUUGCGCGAGCACAAGGCCAAGGCCGCCGCGCGCCAGCUGCGACGAUGCCUGCAGCUCCUCAAGCACGGCCAGAAGGACGACGAGAAGGUCGUUGGACUGUUAUUCCUCACCAAGCUCCUGCGGGCCAAAGACCAUGCUCUCAUUCUCCAGGUGCACGAUGCCCUUGGAUUUGCAUUUCUCGAUCGUUUGCUGAUGACGGGCAAAGAACCUUUGCCAGGUCAGCGAGUACCGAGUGCAAUGCAUUCGCCAUCGGCGGGACUCACACCUGGGGACGCAUCUCGAUCGCCAAUCACCGCCAGGCAGGCAGGACUGACACUGUCGCCCCGGUACCUCUCCGGUCGACCCACGUCUCCUCUGCUCAUCCCGUCGUCAUCUCCAGUGGACUCCAGCAGCGUCGAGUCCAGUGCACCGCCAUCUCCAAGCGACAUGAGCGACCAUCCGUAUCGAAAAACCAACUUUGCCGUCGAUGACGAUGAGCCUCCAGUAUCGACGACCUUUGCCCCGGCUGUCUAUCACAAACUAGCCUUGACCAUAUACGCGUCAUUUUCCACCCUGGAUGAGCUUGCUUCGGAUCCAGAAAUGCUUGCCAAGAUUCCCCUGUUUCUCGAAAUCAUCCGAAUUGGAGCCUCGGAGCAGUGGGUUUGUGACGCUGCCACUUGCAUUGUCAACAUCGCUGCCAGUAGCGACCGGUUGCUGCAUGUCGCUGCGCAUGGUGGUAUUCCGCUGAUAUUGGAUGCAAUUGCACGAAAUCAAUUUGCCAUGGGGCUGCUUCUCCCCCUGAUUGAUCGCUUUUCGCGCAAAGUGCCGUCGUUGCUCCUCGCCUACUGUCAGACUGAGAUGGUCCGUGCGCUCUCUUCCCUGGCCAAGCGUCUUCGGUCGCCGCUCGAACCAUUGCGAAUGCCAAUCUGCCACACGAUAGCACAGCUGCUGACGCUGGCAACCCACCCCGAGGUGGUUUUAACAGAGAACGAGUUUGAGAAUAUGCCUCGCGCCGCACAGGUCAACCCGGCCUUCCGCGGGCACGAGUCUCCCUCCCCGUAUGGCCUGACACCAAGUGGUUCGACCUCGUCCAACCCACCAGCCUCCACACACACCGUCACAUUCGCCUCUCUUGCAAGUUUGGACGAAGGCGAGCCUCCUCGACAACCUGUCGCCCCGCUGCUCGAAACCCCGGCCCCGGCUGCUGCAGCAGAAGUACCAGUCGUAGCCGUCGCAGCAGCCGUUGCAGAUGGUGUGACCACUCUUACGGACACGGCUGCCUCUUCCAGCGGGCAUUCCACCCCUGGCACGUUGCUUCCGCCAUCCCAGCAAUCGAUGGAUUCAACUUCCCCCGAGUUGUCGCCAACCCGCGCGCGCAGUCCCACGGUGUCAAGCCCCAGCUUUGGCUCAGUAGCCAUGCGUCGCUCAUUCUCUCGCAGCAUGUCUGAGCAGCGGAGCGAUACUGGUCGUUCAAGCCCAGCAUCCACGACGGACACUGAGGGGUCAUCAACGCAAAGUUCUCAACCAAACCCACCCAGCACACUAUCGCUGGCCGACAGAGGCCCCUCAAGUGACGUGCCUGUGCCACAGGAGGCCAUCCAGGCUGUAGCGGCAGAUGGCGCUAGUAGCAACACUGUUGUUCAUGUCCCGUCCGCCGAAGCAUCGGCAUCGGCACCCUUGUUGCGCAGUAUUAACGAUUCCAACAACAAGGCAAACAACGCAGUCGAAUCUACACCAUCCGCAUCUGACCCAUUGUCACGGAACGACUCGAUCACUGCAAGCAACGCGCAGGAGUCGAAACCACCGCCAACUUCCGACUCGAACAAUGCACGUCUUCCGUCAGCAACCCCAACCCCAGUCGUCGCCAAAUCUGAUACAGGCAGCACCCCAUCAGACGCGCCAGACGCGCCAGACGCGCCAGACACACCAGUCACCCACGCCGACAGUGCCUCCAGCGCAAUAGCAGUUGGGGAAAUUUUGGGCAUGAUCGCUCGGCGACCGGCUCCACUCACACGUGCUCGAUCUGACCAGGCGCUUCUCGCAUCCAACGAGCUAGAUCUUGCUCGGGUCAAUCGCCAUCGCCGUGUCUCGAUUGCCGCCCAACAGACUACCGUCUCUGCACCAGAUGGCUCGCCGGCCGAUGGAAGCAGCGCUCACAGUGGCGAGUCGCACACUCCUCCGACGCCCGGUCCGCCAUCUGGUGGGUUAUCUGCAAGCCAUAGCCACGGUAGCAACACUUCAUUAUCAAGCCAGACAAAUUCCACAGAUGGGAGCCAUGCAGGUGGACCUACCACACCUGGCGGAGGUCCUUCUUCGGCGGCUCCGGCGCACUUGCGACGCGGUGCUUCUGGCAUAUUCCAUCGCAGAAAGUCAUCCUCUGCCUCGUUUGAUGAAAUAGCCUCGCGUCGCUCUGCCUUCGCUGCCAAUCCCUUGAAGCUGUUCAAGCGUCAAAGCAGCGUCAGCUCGGACACAAUUGCGGAAGUCGUGCUCGCACUCGAAGCCGCAGAAGCCCAGGAAGAGUCUGGAAACGCUGCUGGUCGGCGUGCCUUUUCCCGUUCUCAGUCAGUGUCAUCGCGCGGUCUGGCACGAAGUACCAGUGCAACGCGCGACAUGUCGUCGCCAUUUUCCGCCAGCUCCACUGCCAGCUCGGUUGCCAUGCCGGGCUCUGUGCCCACGACACCAGGAGGGGGCACCUUACGCCGCCGAGGAAGCAUUCCGAGCUCAGUGGCGUCCGCCAAAGCCGAGGCAGGCGCGACCCUCUUCCGCGACCUUUUGAUGGACUCUGACCAGGCGAAUUUGCGCUUUGAGCUGCAAGCGGGUCUGGCGUACACCAUUCUUGUUGCAGCGUCGGCCGCUACGUCUUCUGCCCAAGCUUCUGUGCUGCUCUCUGUGGCACCGACCGAUUUGCGCCUGGCCGUGCUGGGCGUUGUGCACCAGCUUCUCGAGCUGUUUGGCGUUGAGCGCCUCAUGGAUGCUUGGUUCCAGGGUGUGCGUCUCACCCUUGGCGGGCACCGCAUUGUCGCCAGCCUGUCAAGGGCAGCAAAGGCAACAGCUACCGGUCCGGUGGCGCGGGGCUCGGGUGCAGUCACCCCUGGAACGCCUAGCACGACCGCCACAGCCGCGCCUGGGUCAACCUCGUCUCCGCCUGGACCCCAUACUAGCUCGGUGGGAAACGCGCGUCGUAACAUCCUCGCACAGCGCCGCCUGACCUUGUCCACAGCCGACAGCGCAGCCGCCGCUGCAGCAGCUGCGGCAUCUGCGGCCGCUGCGGCCUCCGCCGCUGGGCUCCAAAGUGCCAUCACCCUGGCCCAUGUUUUCGAGUCGCCUUUCCUGGUUGUGGCGAUGCGCACAGCCAAAGACGAAGUGAUGCAAAUUGUCGAUUCGGACUUUGCCGACAUCAACGUCACGUCGACAAACCUGCUUGCAGUGUGCUUUGCGAUCGCAGAGCACAGCAUGACCUUCUCGCGCGAUUAUGGCGAUCUCGAUCACGACGCCGAAGCCGAGACGACAGGUGGGUAUCGACCCCGCGUUGACUUUGAGCAGCUCAUGCAAGAGAUGGACGAGAAUGCCGCUUCCGACGAUGCCGCGUCUUCUGCUGCCAGUUCUGCGUUUACUCGCUUCUCGCCCGAGAAGCAAGGUGUUGGCAGGCAACAAAACUACGACUCGCAGUCGACCAGCGUGGCCUCAACGCCAUACAGGUCGCUUGCCGCCUCUCGAGAGAACAUUUUCACCUUCAACCGCCGUCCGUCGCUCUCCAUGGCCCACUUUCCAUUGAAUGACAUCCAUGACAACGAGUUUCGCAAAACGGUGGCCGGAAGUGCGGCCCAGCUGUUAGACUCUGUGCAGCUCAUGGUUCGCAGCGUUGUUCGAUUUGUCCGAGAAAUUGAAAACGCCGAGUCCACCCAAUCUUCGCUGUAUGAACCCGUGGCGCUGUCGUGCCUGCGCUUGUUGGCACUUUGGCUAUCCGACGAAGGCUAUGCUGCACAAAUCGAUGCACACACUGUCUUUAGUUUCUUCUUGUCCUUUUUAGCGCGCCGCCGACGCUCAGACGAGCCCGUGACGGAGGACCCUUUCACCCUUCUCCUUCCUGGUCUCACCCACCUCGUGUCCCAGAGUCUGGUGCGCACCUAUCUUGUCAAGCACCGACUUGUGCAGCUGACAGCCUCCUUCUUGGCUCGAUGCGUUGCUGCUAUUCGGAUUACGCUGCCAAGGAAGGAAACACUCCAAUCCAAAAGCCAGACAAACCACCCGCCCGCCAGAGUUCCUCUGUUGCGGUCGCGCUCGUGGUCGGCACCACAACAUCCCGCCAGCCCUGUGCCAGAUGCAAAGAAUCGUGAUGCAGCCUCUUCUACUGAAAGUGCAUCCGACUGGGUUGCCGCCAGUGUUGCCGUGCUGGGCAUCCCCAUUGAGGACAUUGAAGUUCAUACCAACCGUGCCAUGCAAGUUCUGACCAGCAUUCUUGAACUCGACGCCAAGCUUGCAAGGCUCAACAUUGGCGAGUUCCUUUCCUCCUGGCCGAUCCUGGCUUGGGUGAUACAAAACGUUGACUUUGAGUUGCAUCCCAAGUUGAUGCUGCAUGCUGCCGUUCUCAACUUGUCCAUCUACUGCCGCGCAUCUCGAGAGUCAGAACACCCUGGUUUGUCGCAGCCCCGCUCAGUGGUGGACUUGUGUUUGCGAUGCAUGUGCAAGGCUUUUGCCUUCUACGGAUUGGCGAGGACAGAUGACACCUGGGAGGACCUUGUUGACGCCUGGACUUCGGGACUCAAAGCUCUAGAUGAAAUACUCCACAAUCCCAAUACUCGGCUGUUGGUUUCACUACUCGAUUCUGGAGACUUUUGCGAGCAGUUGCUUCGCUGGCAUCGAGCCCGCGCUUCUUUGGCCAACGAGCGACCAGCCACCCACGAAUUGCUGGAUCGAGUUAUUCGAACGUUCGCCGAGCAAAGCAAUCGCUUCAAGACCGAAGCCCGAUUGCGCCUCGCACUUCUCGGUGUGAAAGUUGCUGCGUUUAAUUGAUUCUUGUGCUUUGGUGUGUGUGUUGGUGACAUCAAGUGACUUUGAAUUAGAUUUCAGAAUUCAUCAACAGCCACGCAUUUCGU
Messenger RNA from Capsaspora owczarzaki ATCC 30864, 5295 nucleotides. RefSeq lists its product as hypothetical. NCBI's taxonomy places the organism in Eukaryota, Filasterea, Ministeriida, Capsasporidae. The transcript has 8 exons. Bases 65 to 5212 code for a protein of 1715 amino acids. The record is from RefSeq and is a predicted model, not a curated record.